AUGAGUUCCACGUCUGAGACUGAAAGUCUCCAGCUUUGGGGGGAAAGGAAAGAAGUGGUGUGCAUCCCCCCGUCUCAGCGCCCGACCCCACCGCACAAAUGGACUGCUCUAUACGCCGUCUCUCGCCCGCUCCCAAGCAACGUCUCCACCGUUCGAUUCAGUAUCACCAGUCAUGAUCAAGGAUGGGGCAACGCUAGAAAUGGGCUCUGGUCAUGGUUCGAAGUGUCUAUACUGGGCUCUUCUGGAGAACAAGUCUCUCCUGAAUUCCAUGAUUUAUCAGACCAGACCUAUGUCAAAUCAUCGCCAGAGGACUUUGGGGAGAUGAUGCAGGAGAAAGGACUAUAUUUGAAGGAUAUUCCAAAAGAGCUCACUAAAUCGAGCUCUGAGGUCAGCAUGACAAUAAUCAAGAAUACGAUCCAAUUCCAAUGGCAGCACCGAGGUCUUACCUGGAAACGAGGUUGUGACGAUGAAGCUGCAGAACGCCUUCUUGACCUUCUCGAUGAAGGCGAUCGGUUGGUCAUAUGGGCAAGAGCUCAGUUUCCGGGAUGGGUUAACUGUGUCAAAGAAGCUCAAAUAAUGAUAGCGACUUCUGGAGGGCAUCAGGGGGUCAGGCCUGAAUCUGAUGACAGGAGUUUACCCGUUGACAUUCCGACCGAGCAUUCGGGGAUCAAUCGCGCCCAAGUUGACGAUCAGUCUAUGCUUGAAGAGCCUGAGAGCACCCAGGCUACUCGUCCCUCUGGUACCUCGACACAGCAUGGGACGAUCGACCAGACACAAACGGGAAUGCGGGCUGUGUUUGAGAGCUUUCAACGCAGACUUCUUGGUAGUCCACCUUCAACCAUCGCCGAAGAUUCCAGCCACAUAUCUCCAAAUCAGCAUAUUCCAAAGGAAACAGCCGCCCCACAGAGAACGCUACUGAGUAACUGCAAGCCAAGCAGGGCAGCUGGCAUGCCAUACAAUUGGCUACCAAUGGUGGAGUGGAUCCUGUUCGAAACAGCUUAUGACGAUCCCAGUAGACCCAGACUUCUUUGGGUGACUGGACUCAUGUACAUGAUUCGCUGCGCCAUGAGUCCUCAGAUGGGGGAUGUUGGCAAAGCGCUCGCUUACCUUCAGCUUGCUACUCUACUAGAGCCUCAAAAGUCUGAAUACCGAGCGCACCUUGUUCUAACGUUGCUGCUACGAUACAGCCGGACCGAGCGUAGCAUGGACCUCGACCAAGCAAUUAUCGAGCUUGAGAAGGUCAUGGCUAGCUCUUCUGAGUGGCCUGGGCGACUCGACCAUCUGAAACUCUUCGCUACUGCCUACGAGUGGCGACACGCAAACACAGGUAACCCGAACGAUCUUCAAAAAGCGUCGAAGAUCAUACAGGAACUCCAUGAUGCCACCGCGGAAAACUCCCCGGACAGAGCCAUAAUAUCAGACCUGCAAGAGCGGCAUAAAGCACGUACUGUUGAUGACUUGGCCAUAGGGAAAGGAAUCGACAUCGCCAUCGAGGUCACGGAGCAUGCCCUUGCUCGCACCCCUCGAGACAACAAGAAAUAUCAGGAACUUGUCUGGACACUUUCUCAACAAUAUUUCCAACGAUAUAACCAGACAGGGCAUACGGAAGAUCUGGAGCUCGCAAUCUCUAGGGCAGAACAGCACCAGUCAGAUAUGCUCGAGGAUAAAGUGCCGAUUGUGAGCGCAGGAAGAGACGUGCAGCUGGCCACCUAUCUAAUGGCGAGGUGGAUACGCCAGGGCUGUCAUGACGACCUCACCACAGCUCUGACGCUGAUGAAGAGAGCAAUAGAUGCCACUGUGCCAGGGAGCACCUUCCAAGUUGGCUGUAUUAUACAACGUGCUGCGUGGAUGAGCCUGUGGCCGAAUGGGGCUGACCGAAUCGAACUGGUGAGAACGUCGAUCAAGGACAUAGAAAGCAUCCGGACCAGCUCAUUUGACCGCAUCAGUGGCAUCUGGAAACGGGACAUGCUGUGGACACUCGGUCUACAAUAUUGGGCCCUUUACCAAUGCACCCAAGAGCUCGCUGACAUUGAAAAAGCGAUCGAGUCAUUGGAAAGUUCAUUGGACUUCAUGCAUGAGCCUGGUUCAAUGAAAAUCUCGGCACACCGUUAUUUGGGUGAGCUCUGGUUGGCUAAAGCCUCUAGGACCCGAGACAACGCUACCUACAGACGCUCAAUGCGAUAUUUCUUGCAAUGCUGUUUAUCCGACGAUGCGUUGCCGAUGGAUCGUGUCCUGAGUGCGAGGGCUUUCAUACACCGGGCAAGUCAUGCGGGAUAUUGGGAGCAAGCUUGUGUAGUUGCAGCAACGGUAUUUCCACUGGUGCCCUUGGUCAGUAGUCGCGAUUUAAAGCAUGAUGACAAGAUAUACAACCUCCGAGCCCUGUCCGGCCUUGCCAGCGAUGCGUGUGCCGCAUUCCUCAACCUGGGCUUUACCAACGAAGCGCUUGUGAAAGUCGAGCUAGGCCGGGGCAUCCUCCUCGGAGAUCUAUUUGACAUCCAGAGCAAUCUGUGCGACUUGCAGCGAGCGUACCCAGAUCUGGCUCAGGAGUAUGAAAGGCUGCGUCAUCAGGCUUUGUAUGGCAUGGAGGUGGAUGAGCUAGAGGAUGGAGGCAAAGACCAGCAGAUCAAUGAUCGUCGAGCUCACUUCCAGCGUCUGCAGAAAUGCGAGGAUCGAAUCCGCGAGAGAGCAGGCUUUGAAACAUUCCUCCAACCCCUGACAUCCCCACAGAUUGGCGAAAGCGCCCGGGAAGGACCGAUCAUCAUUGUGAAUGCAAGCUGCGUGUCCUGCGAUGCGUUGCUGAUAGCCUCGACUGGAAUUGGGCGGGUGAGACUGGACAAUAUGAUCAGCCACGCAGUGCCGCAGUUCCGCCAGCAUCUGACGCGGUGCGCGCUGAAGCCAAGAGCCAGAGAUCUAGAGAGCGACCUACCAGCGGAGGCGCAUGACAACGAACUCCUAUCUUGGCUUUGGUACACCUGCGUCAAGCCUAUUCUUGGAACACUUGCUUCGCACAAUGAUAUCUCCACUGGGGAGGAGAAAACUCGGGUCUGGUGGAUGGGAGUGGGCGCUGCGAGUGGGCUCCCCUUCCACGCUGCCGGAGAUUACAGCAGUACAGAAGCCACCGACGCGAGUGAGAAUUGCCUUGACCAUGUGAUAUCAUCCUACACGCCUACCAUCAAGGCUCUACGCAAUGCCCGGGAAAGGGCCACCCAGACCUCCCGGCGGCCGCUGAAGGACAAUAAUAAGCCUUCCCUCCUGAUCGCCACGAUGCCGGAUACCCCGGGCCACGGUGCGCUACAUGGCGUCCGUCGUGAAUCUCAGGCCAUCAAGGACACCAUUGCUCAAGCCAUGGAUAUAACCGAACUCGCAGGUCCCUCCACCGGCAAUGUCCUCUCUGCGCUGCAGAACUCCGAGCUCGUGCACUUCGCCUGCCACGGGUAUUCCGACCCCGGCGACCCAGCCAACAGCCAUCUGCUCCUGCAAAAAAGUAGUGAUUCCGGUAUGGUUGUGGACAAGCUCACCGUCUCCAAGCUUCUGGACACCCACACAAUGUCGCGGGCGUGGAUUGCCUAUCUGUCCGCCUGCUCCACGGCCGAGAUCCGCGACAGGAGGCUGCUGGACGAGGGGCUGCACAUUACCAGCGGUUUCCUGAUUGCGGGCUUCUCGCACGUUAUUGGGUCUCUGUGGCCGGCAGAGGACGAGGUUUGUGUGCACAUGGCCACAUACUUCUACGAGGCGCUGCUUGCGCGACGUGCCACGGCCACUGAUCCCAACCGCGCGGUGGCGGAGGCGGUUCGCGAUGCGACACUGCGGAUCAGAAGCCAGUACUGGCAGAACCCAUUGGCUUGGGCUUUGUAUACUCAUGUGGGAGCUUAG
Molecule: messenger RNA, 3873 nt
Organism: Aspergillus aculeatinus CBS 121060
Lineage: Eukaryota; Fungi; Ascomycota; Eurotiomycetes; Eurotiales; Aspergillaceae
Exons: 3
Coding region: 1-3873 (1290 amino acids)
Source: RefSeq, a predicted model, not a curated record